GAGCGCAUUCACAGGUAUGGUAAUCAGUAAUUUUUACUAAAAAUUCAAUUAUAUUUCGGUUAUUAGCGUAGAAAUAAGCUGCUUGUAAAUAGAGGCUGUAAAUAUAAUUAUAGCAAGUAAAGAUGAGUUUGGGUGCACGCGCCACCAAGGGUGGUGCGAAGGCAGGCAAGGAGGGCAAGCACGCGCCAGAGAAAGGCAAGGGCACAGACAAACCACAGCCCAAGGAGAAGGUCAAGCCACAGGCAACCACAGAACAGCUCCGGAUGGCUCACAUGAUAGACCGUAAAAGCGAAGACGCUUCCGACGUCCGCAGAAUGGUCCUUGAGCUGAUGGAGAUGACGUGUCGCACGGAGGAGGAGGUGUGCUCGGCGCUGCACGACUCCGACAACGACAUGGUGGCCGCCUGCAACCUGCUGCUCGAGGAGAGCCCCAGGAUACAGGGCGAGUGGCAGACCAGCGAGAAAAAGAAAAAGAAACCACCCGCUGCCGGCAACGGGGAGCUCGAAACACGCGCGCGCGCGCCCAACAACAGACCUCGUCGCGGCGAAGGCGAAGGCGGUCGCGGGGGCGGCGCGGCGGGCGCGACCCGAGGCGGGCGCGGGGGCGUGGGCCGCGGCGGGGGCGCGGGCCGGGGGCGCGGGCGCGGCCGGGGGCGCGGCGCGGCGCGGGGGCAGCGCCCGCGGCCCGACCACGACACCUGGCCCGACACCGGGCCCGCAGGUGUGUACCGACCAGACUCCGGGCGCGGGCCCGCAGGCAACAACUUGGGCGACACGUUCCCCGCCACAGAAGACUGGGACAACGAGGAGUGGGCUGGAUCCAUAGAUAGCAAGGAGGAUUGGGACACGCCGGAGACCAACGGGCCGACGGAGAGCCAUAUUGGCACCUACACCUACCACAACACUCAUCACCACCACUCGCUCAUUGACGUAAGUACGCGGGAGUGA
This is a messenger RNA of Ostrinia nubilalis (European corn borer), 947 nucleotides long. Its product is annotated as protein lingerer-like. Lineage: Eukaryota; Metazoa; Arthropoda; Insecta; Lepidoptera; Crambidae. Bases 123 to 947 code for a protein of 274 amino acids. The record is from RefSeq and is a predicted model, not a curated record. The transcript is spliced from 8 exons. Gene Ontology annotation, cellular component: nucleus; cytoplasm. Gene Ontology annotation, molecular function: protein binding.